GCUUGUUUCAUCAACAACAAUUAGUGACUAAUAUGAUGUUACACAUUCUUUGUUAGAUUAGGUGCAUGUUUGGCCAAACUUAAACAAUUUACUUAGAAGUAAAUAAUUGAGAUCUAGGUUAAAUAUUUAGUCAAAGUUGGAAAUAAAUAAAUUACUUAUUUUGUAGUGAGAGAGUUACUUUAAAAAUGAGAAAUACAUACUGGAAAAUAGCAAAAGUAACGUAGCCAAAAGUUACAUUAAGAAAGAUGCACCAUUCUAUGUGGCGGUGGUCUUCCUGUCUACAAUUGGUUAUCAAUUGUUAUUUUUCUCUUAAACGAAUUGUGGACAGUGACUUUAUUAUCACAUAGACUGGUGUUAAAUAACAUGAUUUUUCACUCACAUAGAUUGGUGCUAGAUAGCAUGAUUCAUAUGUUUACUUUUAACCUUAUUAGUUAAAUGUGCUCAAAGUUGAGUUUCUGAUCAUAUUGGUACUAUCUUUUGUUCCAUGUUCAGAUUGGUAACGACUCUUAUAAGUUUUUGACGGCAUUCUAAUUUACUAUUCAAUACAUGGAAAGUGACGUGAAUCACUAAGUGUCUGGUUUCACUUUUGUAAAUUUCUGAGGAGUAUUUACAUGUUGGCAGUUCAUUAGUUUCUUAAAUUAGUAAUGCAGUUGUCCUUAUUGUUACAAAUUUUGUAUCUCUAUAUAGUGUACAUUCUUAAAACAGAAGUUUUGGUUGUUUUUAUUAUAUAUAGUAAGAACAAUAAUGAAAAGUAUUCAUUUGGACAUAGUAACAUGGAAAAUGACAUUGUAGUAUCUACAUCUGGUCUAUCUGGUGAUUGAAGAGUUGAGGUUUUAUAUUUGCCAUGGUCUUUCUGAGAUGUCAGGUUGAAAAAAAAAACUGGAUACGGAUAACAAAACAAGUUUGACAUAAAUUUUUUUUUAGUCAUCCUUGCUGAUUAUCUAUCAUCACUGGGCGCAGCUGUUUGGUUUGGAUUUGUUAGUUGAUUGAUCGACUUCUAAGAUUUAUUUAGCUGGUUGUUCAGGAUGAUAGUUGAUAAAAUUAUUAAUAUUUACAAAGUCCAAAAUAUUUGAUUGCUUUUCAAUUUUUAUAACUGAUUAAUUCAAUAGUCUUAAUUUACAAAAUCCAAACCAAAUGUGACCUCAAAUAUGUGGGAAAAGGAGAAUAGGAGAGAACAGGGAUUGAUGUGCUUUCAAUGUUUAUUAACCAAGGGAUACAUAUCCCAUUCGCUGUAGAAACUCGAAUUAAAAAUUGUUCAACUGAAAGAAUCUGCACAAGUGUCCGUGCAUUCAUCUUCUACAGUUUUGCGAGUUGUUUAUCUUCUCAUUUUUGCUUUUCUUUUACCCUACGGACUUUUGUUUACCUUUCGUUGUAUUGUUUCAGGUAUGCAAUAACAAAAGCUUUUUGCGUUGCCUUUUUAAUGACCUUUUUUUCUGUAUUCGACGUCCCUGUAUUCUGGCCCAUCUUAUUCUUUUACUGGGUUUUUCUCUUUAUCCUCACAAUGAAACGUCAAAUUACACACAUGAUCAAGUACAGAUACGUUCCAUUCAACAUUGGCAAGCAGAGCUAUGCUGGGAAAAAGUCUGCUGAAGGUGCAAAGGUUCAUAGAAUAGACUGAGGUUGGAAGUACAUGUUAACACGUUCGACUGGAAUGAUCUUGACUUUGUAUUAUGUUCGUUUAGAACUCAAAACUCUUCUGGAUUAUUGAUCUCAAACAUACGUUCAAAGUGUGCAAAUACACAACUUGUUUAAACUUAGAAAUGAACGUGAUAUACAUCUCUUGUUAUUGUGAACGUGGAAGCGCAUGUGAUUAACUUUUGGAAAUGUUCGAUUUAGCAUCUCACAUAUUGAGACCAUUUUGUCAUCUUAUGCCACUAUUAAUCAGAUCAAUGUAAUUAGGCUCUA
This is a messenger RNA of Olea europaea var. sylvestris, 1905 nucleotides long. Its product is annotated as protein RER1B-like. The coding region runs from base 1196 to 1618 and encodes 140 amino acids. NCBI's taxonomy places the organism in Eukaryota, Viridiplantae, Streptophyta, Magnoliopsida, Lamiales, Oleaceae. Gene Ontology annotation, biological process: retrograde vesicle-mediated transport, Golgi to endoplasmic reticulum; protein retention in ER lumen. The transcript is spliced from 2 exons. The record is from RefSeq and is a predicted model, not a curated record. Gene Ontology annotation, cellular component: Golgi membrane.